Molecule: messenger RNA, 1062 nt
Organism: Schizosaccharomyces osmophilus
Lineage: Eukaryota; Fungi; Ascomycota; Schizosaccharomycetes; Schizosaccharomycetales; Schizosaccharomycetaceae
Gene: yak3
Product: aldose reductase ARK13 family YakC, implicated in cellular detoxification from family member
Exons: 2
Coding region: 1-1062 (353 amino acids)
Cellular component (GO): cytoplasm
Source: RefSeq, a predicted model, not a curated record
AUGUUUAGUGAAAUUUGUUUGUUGGUUUUAACUUUUCAAAAUAUGGUUGUUUCAGCUCGUAAGAUUGGAGACACCGUUGUCUCUCCUAUUGGUUUUGGAUGCAUGGGUUUGCAUGCAAUGUAUGGCCCUUCCUCUGAGGAAGCCAACCAAGCGGUCUUAACCCGUGCCGCGGACAUGGGCUGUACCUUUUGGGACAGCUCAGACAUGUAUGGCUUUGGUGCAAACGAAGAUUGCCUUGGUCGUUGGUUCAAACAAACCGGUCGCAGAAAAGAAAUCUUCCUUGCUACAAAAUUUGGCUACGAAAAGAAGCCCGAUGGCAGUGGCGCUUUGAAUAAUACUCCCGAACACAUCCACAGGGCACUUGACAACUCCUUGAAACGCUUAGGCGUCGAAUCUAUCGACUUGUACUAUGUCCAUCGCUUCAGUGGUGAAACUCCCGUCGAAAUCAUUAUGGAGACCCUCAAGGGUCUUGUUGAAGCAGGCAAAAUACGCUACAUCGGUCUUUCUGAAUGUAGUGCCGAAACCGUUCGUCGUGCCUGUAAGGUUUACCCCGUUAGUGCCGUUCAAAUAGAAUAUUCUCCCUUCUCUUUAGAAAUUGAGCGUCCUGAAAUUGGUGUAAAGCAAGCUUGUCGUGAAAACAACAUUACAAUCGUUUGCUAUGCUCCUCUUGGUCGUGGUUUCUUGACCGGCGCCUAUAAGUCGCCUGAUGACUUCCCUGAAGGCGACUUCCGUAGAAUUGCUCCUCGCUACCAAAAAGAGAAUUUUUACAAAAAUCUAGAACUUGUCGAGAAGUUGGAAUCCAUCGCUGCUAAAAACAAUGCCACUUCAGGCCAACUCAGCUUGGCUUGGAUUUUGGCUCAAGGCGAUGAUUUCCUCCCUAUUCCCGGCACGAAGCGUAUCAAGUACUUGGAAGAAAACUAUUCUGCCAAGGACAUUCAACUUUCUCCUGAUACAGUUCGCGAAAUCCGUGAAGCUUCUGACAGUGCCGAGAUCGUCGGCCAAAGAUAUCCCCCUGGUGCUGGUGCAAAGAUAUUUAUGGAUACACCACCUUUGUCUAAGUAA